AUGCGCGGGCUUUCUUCAGGCCGGUCGAUCUUUGAUUCCCCGAUCGCGUUUGGCUAUGGGUUGAUUGCGUCGCUGUUGGUGGUGGUGCCUGGGGCUGUGGCGGGCGGCGACAGCGGCGACCUGGCGAAUAGUCGGACUGGGUAUACUUAUGGGCAGCCGAUGCCGGUGACGUGCUUGAAUCGAACGAUUGACUCCGGCGAACAUAUAACAGACGACCUCGGCAAACUCCAAUACAUCCCCUUCCCCACCUGCAGCGAGACCUUCCUCCCCCUCGCCCUCCGCUACGGCGUCACCGAAACCAUCAACUGCACCAUCGACCCCGUCCCCGACGAACUCUACCACCUCCUCGAGUACUACGUGCACUCCGACGUCCCAAUGGCCUGUCGCGUGCCCACCGCGCCGCUCAUCACACCCCACCGCGGGCCCUCCCCAGGCCGCACCGGCGACGACGACGAACCCGACGCGUUGAGCGCCCUAGGCCAGUUGAAUGCCGGCGAAGGCGGCUCCGGACCGAGCUACACGCCCAUUACCUUCGGGGUGCAGGGCACGCUGCAGCGCAGCCACCUGCACCUGUGGACAGACAUGAACGUGCUCCUGCACAACAUCGACUCCGUGCACGACGGCAGCAGUGACAAAAAGAAGAAGAAGAAGGAGCACAAGAAGAAGAAAAACAAGAACAAGAACAGACCGGGCUUCGUCGUCGCGGGCACAGCGUACUCCAUCCCGGAGUUCGAGGAAUCGCUGCUCCACGCGGAAAUCCCCGCCGCACCCGCUCAAAAACAGAAGAAAGACAGCAACAGCGACGGCGGUACCGAGAAAGAAGCCGCCGCAGUCGCCGAGAAUGCGCGCGAUCCGUGGACAGCAGGCCACGGGACGAAGGUCGUGCGCGGCGAGCCGCUGACGUUUACGUUCCAUGUGAGCUGGGUUGAGGGCGGGCGCGGGAUCGGGUGGCCGUCUGCGUCGGCGAUUGAGGGCGGCGGGGAGGAGAAGUCGUCUGGGUUCUUUUCGAGGGUGUUCUUUUUUGCGCUGGCGGCGUCUGUGGGUGCGCUGGCGGCGCUGUACUAUGAGCGGAAUGUUGCCCGCCGGAGAGGUGGGUGGCGCGGGGAUGGCAUUUUGGGGGCUAUUCCUGGCCGGGCGAAGUCUGGCUCUGUGGGGAUCACAUAUGGGAAUGCUGGGCGGAUGAAUGGGUAUGGGGGGUAUUCUUCUGCUGGGGUGGGUGUUGGUGGUGUUGGUGGUGGUGCUGGGAGCACGUCGGGUGUUGUUGGGAAUGGAUAUGGGGGGGUGAUGAGUGGGAAGAGAGAUUAA
Molecule: messenger RNA, 1305 nt
Organism: Aspergillus candidus
Lineage: Eukaryota; Fungi; Ascomycota; Eurotiomycetes; Eurotiales; Aspergillaceae
Exons: 3
Coding region: 1-1305 (434 amino acids)
Source: RefSeq, a predicted model, not a curated record